AUGGUCAACACCCGCAAGAGCUCCCUGCGCCUCCUCGGCGGCAAGGCGGCCGCCGCCCCCGCCUCGAUCGGCCGCCCCGUCGCCCGCCCCGCCGACCCCGCCGACCCCGCCGACCCCGCCGACACGCACCCCGCCACCGCCGCCACCGCCGGCGGCCAUUUCAUCUCCUCCAGGACCCGCUCCUCCAAGAGCCGCCGCGGGGGAGGCCUGGAAGAAGCCCGGAAAGUUGAAGUUGAUGCUAGUUUAAGUGAUAGCCACAUAUCUCCUCCGGCCAAACGCACUUUGAAACAUGCUGAUUCUGUUUGCAAAGACAAAUCAAAACCUCGCAGUUCUGGUCAACGAGAGGAAUGGAGCAUCUCAACUGGACAGUCCAGGUUAACUUCUCAGCCUGGUGCUACAUUACCAAACGGACAUAGUAGUUUAUCUCUUCGAAGCCAUCCCCUCCGAGGGGAAAAGGGAGAUGGGGACCAUUCCUGUAUAAACGGGGAUAUGGAAGUCAGAAAAAGUUGUCGGUCCAGGAAAAGCAGAUUUGAAAGUGUCAAUCAGAGUUUAUUGUUUGAUCAGCUAGUAAACAGUACUGCUGAAGCUGUACUCCAGGAAAUGGACAACAUUAAUAUCAGGCGGAAUAGAAGAUCAGGAGAAGUGGAACGAUUAAGGAUGUGGACAGACACAGAAUUUGAAAACAUGGACAUGUAUUCCCGAGUGAAGCGAAGAAGGAAAUCCCUGAGAAGAAAUAGUUAUGGAAUUCAAAAUCAUCAUGAAGUGUCAACUGAAGGUGAAGAAGAAGAAUCUCAAGAGGAGGAUGGCGAUAUAGAAGUUGAAGAGGCAGAAGGAGAAGAAAAUGAUAGACCAUAUAACUUGAGACAAAGAAAAACAGUUGAAAGAUAUCAAGCGCCCCCCAUAGUGCCAGCGCAUCAGAAAAAGAGGGAAAGCACACUAUUUGAUAUUCACAGAUCUCCUGCAAGAAGAAGUCAUAUCAGGAGAAAGAAGCAUGCAAUUCAUAGCAGUGACACAACCUCUUCCGAUGAAGAACGGUUUGAAAGAAGGAAAUCUAAGAGCAUGGCAAGAGCAAGAAACAGAUGCUUGCCUAUGAAUUUCAGAGCAGAAGAUUUAGCCAGUGGAAUUCUGCGAGAGCGAGUCAAAGUGGGGGCGAGUUUGGCUGAUGUAGAUCCAAUGAUCCUUGACAAAUCAGUGCGUUUUGAUUGCAUAGGCGGAUUGAGCCAUCAUAUUCAUGCUCUAAAGGAAAUGGUGGUAUUUCCUCUGCUGUAUCCAGAAAUUUUUGAAAAAUUCAAAAUACAACCUCCAAGGGGCUGCCUAUUUUAUGGUCCUCCUGGAACUGGUAAAACCUUAGUAGCCAGGGCUCUAGCUAACGAAUGCAGUCAAGGCGAUAAAAAGGUGGCUUUCUUUAUGAGGAAAGGAGCAGACUGCCUCAGCAAGUGGGUUGGUGAAUCGGAACGGCAACUUAGGCUUCUGUUUGAUCAGGCAUAUUUGAUGAGACCCUCUAUAAUAUUUUUUGAUGAAAUAGAUGGUUUGGCUCCGGUUCGUUCAAGCAGGCAAGAUCAGAUCCACAGUUCUAUAGUGUCUACCCUGCUUGCUCUUAUGGAUGGACUGGAUAACCGAGGAGAAAUUGUUGUCAUUGGUGCUACAAACAGACUUGAUUCUAUAGAUCCUGCACUCAGGAGACCUGGUCGUUUCGACAGGGAAUUUCUUUUCAACUUGCCGGAUCAAAAGGCAAGAAAGCACAUUUUACAGAUCCAUACCAGGGACUGGAAUCCCAAAUUAUCGGAUCCUUUCUUAGCUGAACUGGCUGAAAAAUGUGUUGGGUACUGUGGCGCCGACAUCAAAGCACUUUGCACUGAGGCUGCCUUGAUUGCACUUCGGCGGCACUACCCCCAGAUUUACGCCAGCAGUCAGAAGCUGCAGCUUGACGUUUCCUCGAUCAUUCUCAGCGCACAAGAUUUCUACCAUGCAAUGCAGAACAUCGUGCCUGCUUCCCAACGUGCCGUGACAUCCUCGGGACAUGCAUUGUCCCCUAUCAUACGGCCGCUGCUGGAAAGAAGCUUCAGGAACAUCUUAGCCGUUUUACACAAAGUCUUUCCCCAUGCUGAAUUUAGCCAGGGUGAUAAAAAAGAAGAUGUACAGAGUCUAAUUUUAGAUGACAGUGAAGAUGAGAAUGCUUUGUCAAUUUUUGAAUCGAGCUGUCACACAGGAUCACCAAAGAAACAGUCAUCAGCUGCUGAACGGAAAUCCUACCUUCAUUUUACAAUGUCAGCUUAUCACCAGCCAACUUCUUACAGGCCAAGAUUACUACUAUCUGGAGAAAGAGGUUCAGGUCAAACUUCCCACCUCGCUCCAGCACUAUUGCACACUCUUGAAAAGUUUUCUGUGCACAGACUAGACCUUCCAGCACUUUAUUCGGUUAGUGCCAAAACACCUGAAGAAUCAUGUGCACAGAUAUUUCGUGAAGCUCGAAGAUCAGUUCCUAGUAUUGUUUACAUGCCUCAUAUUGGCGAUUGGUGGGAAGCUGUCAGUGAAACUGUGAGAGCUACAUUUUUGACACUGCUGCAAGAUAUACCAUCAUUCUCACCUAUAUUUUUACUGUCUACCUCUGAAACCAUGUACAGUGAGCUGCCUGAGGAGGUUAAAUGUAUCUUUAGAAUCCAAUAUGAGGAAGUUCUGUAUAUUCAGCGACCUGUUGAAGAAGAUAGAUUGAGGUUUUUCCAAGAAUUGAUUCUCAAUCAGGCAUCCAUGCCCCCACCAAGACGGAAACAAACCGCCCUUUAUGCCAGGGAAGUACUUCCUCUAGCCCUGCCUUCUCCACCUCGCCAGUUGUCAGAGUCGGAAAAGCACCGAAUGGAGGACCAGGAGGAGAACACUCUGAGGGAGCUGCGGUUGUUUCUCAGGGACGUUACCAAGAGGCUGGCCACAGACAAGCGCUUUAACAUCUUCAGCAAACCGGUGGAUAUUGAAGAGGUUUCAGAUUAUCUUGAAGUUAUCAAAGAGCCAAUGGAUCUAUCAACGGUAAUAACUAAAAUUGAUAAACAUAAUUAUUUAACUGCCAAGGAUUUUCUAAAUGACAUCGAUCUCAUCUGCAGCAAUGCAUUAGAGUACAAUCCGGAUAAAGAUCCCGGAGAUAAAAUAAUUAGACACAGGGCUUGUACUCUGAAGGACACUGCACAUGCCAUAAUUGCUGCUGAGUUGGAUCCAGAAUUUAAUAAAAUGUGUGAAGAAAUCAAGGAAGCUAGAAGAAAAAGAGGCUUAUCAGCAACAGCAGAGCAAAUAAAUCCUCAUGGUUCCUCAGCUCGGAAGGCAGAAACUAGAGUUGAAGAGACAUUUCGAAACAAACAAGGAAAUUCAAUGGAUAUUUGGCACAAUUCUGCAAAUAAAUGUGCAUUUCGAGUACGGAGAAAAUCAAGGCGGCGUUCCCAGUGGGGUAAAGGAAUCAUUAAGAAAAGAAAAGUCAAUAAUUUUAAAAAAGAUGAAGAGGAUUCAAAAUUUACCGACUACGAACAUCAUAGAGAAGAAAGAAAACUGCUGGAGAACGGCGAGCUUGAGGUCAGCACAGAUUGCCACGAAGAGAACGGAGAAGAAACUGGGGACCUCUCUUUGACAAAUGACGAGUCAUCCUGCGAUAUCAUGGAUAUUGACCAGGAGCAGAGGCUCAAUAAUGGGACAGUAACAAAAGACAACAAUUUUGCAUCCACAGAAGAGGAGAGCUCGAAUGAGUCUCUCCUCGUGAACAGCAGUGUCUCCUUCAACCCAGAAAACAGAUCCAGGGAAGACUCUUCCCUUAAAGGCCACUCUUUGAAUGGAGAGGCUAUGGAAGACAGCCUCCAGGGUGUUUCUGUUUCAGAGUGUCAAAAUGGCAAAGCAGAAGUGGAUGAUGUGGUUCCUCCUUGUGAUAAAUCCGAGCAAAUUUCCACUCUGGAGGACCUGCCAAAGGAGAAACCAGAUACUGCCACUGAAAACCAAGGAGAUGAUCUGGCAACAGAGCUUAAUACCGAGACACUACCAUGUAGUAAUACGGAGAAGACAGCACAGAACUCUGACCUAGAAAACAAAGAUGCAGAGCCUGAUAAGGAAGGAGCCUCCAAAGUGAAGAAGUUCCGUAAGGUAGUCUUAGAGCCUUCAAAAGGGGGAAGCUUGGAGCAGGUCCCAGAGGAAUCCUCAGAGCCCAGGCCAUCUCUUGUCGUCGAUCACGAGAGGCUGAAGAAACUACUUGAUUUGUUGGUCAAGAAGAGUGAUAAUCUGGCAGUUGAUCAGCUCGAGAGACUCUACUCACUUCUUAGUCAGUGCAUCUAUCGACAUCGUAAAGAGUACGAUAAAUCCCAACUUGUAGAGGAGAUGGAAAGAACAGUUCAUCUGUUUGAAACAUUCCUGUGAACUCUUCAAGAUGAGUGGGUUUAUCCUCUCAAAUCUGCUCAUGGCAGAGCAGUCUUCUGAGCCAUUCGAUUUUCAAUUGCACCAAGUAUGUGCAGAGCCUUGGUCUUAAGUGCUCUCUCUAUUUCUUUCUCUCUCUCUCUCUUGCGCGCUCUCUCUCUCGCUCUCUCUUUCUCUCCGUCACUCUCCCUCCCUUCUGUUGAAUUUGGUGCUAUUGUCUCAGGUACCUGAAACCAACCAGCCUACAAGAACCAAACAGAACUUCAGAAAAAUGUUGUAUUUUUCACAACUACCGAAUACAACACCACCGCUUGGAGAUUUUGGUGCUACAAAAAUUGCUCUCACUUUUGCUCCUCUUUACAUGCAGUUUCUUUGGAGGAAAAUUUAAAAGAAUACGGAGCAGACCAACAAACAUGAAAACUGGAUGGGGCAGUUCUCACUAUGUUGAAUUUUUUAAAGAGUGGGCAACCGUUUCUUUCCUCCCCUCCUCCCUUUCUCUUUUUUCAGAGUUGUUUUUCUUAUUCUCUGGGUAAUGGACAGAUAUGCUUGUUUUAAAGUUAGCCACGAUGUUUUCUGGUGGAAAGCUGGAGUUAACUGGAUGUAAUUUGAAGAUGAGGCUCUCUAGAACUGCCUUAAUGUGCCUUUUUUAUUCACUUGAGAAAGAUAAGGCUAUACAGAUGGUUGGGCUUUUAGCAAAUGAGAGAGUCAGGAAGCUGUGUUCCGAGUGAAAUUUCAAAGAUGACCGAUGUUCCAAGUCAUCGAAGGGCAGCCAGUAUAUUGGUCAUAAAAUGCCUGUCUUGCUCUCAGAACUCAACCAAGGUGUCAAAAAGCCACACAAUUUACCAAAAUGGUGAACUUUUGCUCCUGUAUGGUAUCUUUCUGUUUUAGAGCUAUGUUAACGUUUAAAAACAAAAACAAAACAAAACAAAAAAACCUUCUAUAUUGCUGACACUGACGACCAGAACAUAAUUAGCUAGGGGCUGUUCUUUCUUCGUACAACAGUGUAUUUAUUUGUGUCCAUGCUUUACAUUUUUAGAAAUGAGAGAUUACCCCACUGUAGGAUUCUUUCUAGUAGAUCUGUAUGAUUCUGAUUCUUUUUUUUUAAGCUAGAAAUCACCAAGUGGGACUUAGAGAAGAGAAAGAAGUGGUCAAAAGCCCCAUAGCUUAUAAUGCUUUGUGUAUAUCGUUGCACAUGGGCUCUGAAGAUAGUCUUUGAACAGCAGUAUUAAUGUAGAACCCCCCCACUUACAGAUUUUUCUCACAUUGUUUUGGGCCCAUUUUAGGUCUUAAACACUUGUCCAUGAGAUUUGCAGUUCUCCAAAAAUGAAUUGUGGGUCAGUUUAAAGAAAAAAAAUCCAGAAACUGGGAGACAUCGUCUAGGCAGUUGGAAAGAGGCAAAGCAUUGCAGUGAACAGUUUUAUCUGAGGUACAUCGUUCAACUUACCUGUGCUGAUUGCUUUUAAAAUAGUGAAAAAAUUUCCCGAGCAGGAUGGCUGGGAUUAUCAUCUAAUAGAGCUGUUAUUUAGCUGCAGGUGUGUCUUUCCAAAAUAUGCAACACAUGAUGUGUUUAUUUUAAUUAGAGCAAAAUGGUCUUGGACUACUGCAGAGAUACAGAGCUACCUCAGCUUUUUGUAUUUUAGUUACCAACAGUGUUUACAGAGUUCUGUAAUCACUCUGCUCUCGUUUACAUGCUAAAGCUAAGGUACUUAUCUCACUGUCUAUGGCUAAUGGUAGCAUAUAAUAUACCACAGCACAUGUUGGCCUUAGGCUGUUGCAGUAAUCCAAAGUUCUUCUUUAUAUUUACAUUUAAGCCUUUUAAUUCUAGCUUGACUUUUUCUUUUUUUUCCUGAAAUGCCACUCAUUUUCUUAGCAUCGAAUAGAAAGGUUUAUUUCUUCGGAAUUUUCAGCUCUUCACAUGACUCAAAAUGCAAGCCGUGUAGAAACACUGUAUUUUCCGGUGGGCAAGUGCGAUUAAAGAUAAAACAUUUUAAAAUGGAGGUUCUUUAAAAAUCUCAAAUUUGAUUAUUGGUAGGAUUUUUCACAUUUAAUUUAGAAUUUUUUUCCACCGUACCUGUUCAAACCGUUUUGCUGUCUAAAACAUUGGUGUUUUGUAUUUUGAUGGAAAUUGUUACAAACUUUAAAGAUUUGAUGAAAGAAAAUGUAGCAGGUUUUUUGUAGCAAGUUUCUGGUAAAAGGGUUUUUUGCAAGUCUCAGGUUCUUGCUGCAGUAUUUUUUUUUAAAUAUUUAUUCCAGUUCCACUAAUUCAGAAGGAUUCUGUUCAAGUAGCAGCAGCACUUGUGAAAGACAAAACUGCAUAUGUUUUUAACAGAUUACUAAAUUUGUACAAGUUAAGAAAUUCAGAUUUUAGUCAUCACUUAGUUUGAUGAAGGAGUUUUAGUUCACAUCAAGCUUCCAAAAGAUCAAGUUUUUCUUUUUUUUUUCCCAAAUUUUAAUUUUAAUGUUGUCAUUCAGCGUGGAUGGAGAAAAGAGGAGGAGGCAACCUCGGUAUAGUAGGAGCUGCCACUUUGAACAGCGUAGGUCUUGUAGAAAGCAAUUAGCCAAUCCAAAAGUCCAAAUACAAAAAUGGGCAAAAGCUGCAUUCCCCCCCCCCCCACCUUCCUCUGCCACACCCAUCUCCCCCUGCCCCUCCCUCCCCCCCCCCCCAAAAAACACACUACACCAGUUUUAUUUCUUUUACAGAUGUCUGGUGGUUGUAGAAUUGAAAGCAGCUGGUGAUAUUACCCAAGUGGUUUGACCUUUGUUUACUUUUUUGUAAGUUUUCACUUUUUUGCUCUAAAGCAUUGGCAAGAAAUAGUAUCAACUGACCUCUGUUCAUUUCCUGUUGUGAAAAUUACCAACGAUGGCUCCCAUGCGAGAGUUAGUUAAGCGUAUAGCACAGCGCAGUCGAGCCUCUCCACCUCCUCUCGCCCCCUUAUGCCCCUUUCCCCCCAAAAAAAGUUAUCUGAGGGACUGUUGGGGUUACAGUGACAAUAAUUGAACUUUCUAGGGUUGAAGCUGAUGGCUGUGGAGUUAAAUGUGUCUGCGAGCUUGAAUCUCACCUGUGAUUAAAUAUUUUUUUUGGUGUCCUUUGUAUUGUUGUUUGAUUUUUUUCAUAUGCCAAUGUAUUUAUAGGUUUACUGGAUUUUUUUUGUAAUAACUUGUCUUCCCAUUUUUUUGAUUACGUUGGUGUUCAGUUAUGGCGUUAUUCAGUAAGUAUCUGGGAACAUCAGGUUAUGCGGCUGAAUGCCAUUCUUGCUAUGAUUAUUAUUGUUUGUAAUCCCAACCUAAGCUUGAAUUUGGGCUUGUACUGCAUCUUUUGUAUUUUGUACAUUUGGUUAUUUAGACUUUGGGAGUCCUGUCGUUUGGUUUCAUUCACCCCUGUCUACUUGGUGGAUUAAGUAGACUUCAUCAGCUAUGGUAUAUUUUGGAUUCUGUAGCUUAAUUCAGAAUUGUGUUAAAUUGAUGUUUUGCAUUUGACUUCAUUUUCAUUAGUUUGAAAUAAGUUAUUUAAUUUUUAAACUUCUGGAAUUUUGAACAUUUACUGUAAUUUGUAAUAUAACUGCUGUGAAAUACUUGAAUAAAGAUGGCAAGAAAAAGUCU
Messenger RNA from Ornithorhynchus anatinus (platypus), 7980 nucleotides. It is a transcript of the gene ATAD2B, whose product is annotated as ATPase family AAA domain containing 2B. Bases 1 to 4383 code for a protein of 1460 amino acids. The record is from RefSeq and is a predicted model, not a curated record. The transcript is spliced from 29 exons. Gene Ontology annotation, molecular function: chromatin binding; ATP hydrolysis activity; histone binding. Gene Ontology annotation, cellular component: nucleus. Gene Ontology annotation, biological process: positive regulation of transcription by RNA polymerase II. NCBI's taxonomy places the organism in Eukaryota, Metazoa, Chordata, Mammalia, Monotremata, Ornithorhynchidae.